This is a messenger RNA of Neopelma chrysocephalum (saffron-crested tyrant-manakin), 1009 nucleotides long. It is a transcript of the gene NUDT9, whose product is annotated as nudix hydrolase 9. NCBI's taxonomy places the organism in Eukaryota, Metazoa, Chordata, Aves, Passeriformes, Pipridae. Gene Ontology annotation, molecular function: ADP-ribose diphosphatase activity. The record is from RefSeq and is a predicted model, not a curated record. The annotation marks the transcript as partial. The transcript is spliced from 4 exons. Gene Ontology annotation, cellular component: mitochondrion.
GCAGUGGUGGGUGUUUGUGCCCUUGUCAUUUGCUACAGGUGGAAAAGGGACGGAAGCGGCAAUAAAGUUGCUCAUCCAGUUACUGGCAAAAACAUCUUGCAGUUCGUGGCUAUCAAGAGGAGAGACUGUGGGGAGUGGGCCAUUCCAGGGGGGAUGGUGGACCCAGGGGAGAAGAUCAGCGCUACCCUGAGGCGGGAAUUUGGGGAGGAGGCCUUGAACUCUUUGCAGAAAUCACCCGAGGAGAAAGCAAAAUUGGAGAAGCAGCUCCACAAGCUGUUCAGCCAGGAACACUUUGUGGUGUACCGAGGAUAUGUGGAUGACCCUCGUAACACUGAUAAUGCCUGGAUGGAGACAGAGGCUGUGAACUAUCAUGAUGAAACAGGUGAGACAAUGGAUAAUUUGCCUCUGGAAGCAGGUGAUGAUGCUGGAGUAGUGAAGUGGAUUGACAUCAGUGAGAAGCUUGAGCUUUAUGCAAGUCAUAGCUACUUCAUUAAGCUUGUGACUGAGAAACGGGGAGCCCACUGGAGUGAGGAUCCUGGACCUGAGUGCCAUGAGUGAUGUCAAUGAGGAACUGACAGACAUCAAGAGAAGAAUAUGUUUUCCAGCCUUGAAACAGAUGUCAUUGUCAUUUUGAGAAGAAAUUCAGUGAAAAUUCCAUGAAAUUCAGCUGGAAAAAACAAUGGACAGUGAUAAAUAGAAGGUUUUUCAGAGACUUGAGAUUGCUUCUUUGAUUUCUUAGCUAGUGUGAAAUGAGAUGAAGGAGGAGUUCUGACCUUGCUUUGCUUCCUUGUCUUCGUUAUUUGCAGCUGUUUCAUCAUAUCUGCAGAUCUACACAGCCACACUGGGAUUCUGACUGGUGGUAGUUCAGAAGCUGUUCACUUUAGUUCUGUAUUUUUGCACUGAUUCCUUGUCAGGAAUGAAUCCUUAAGGGAUGUGAGACUUGUAGGAUAACCUGGAAAAUGACUUAAUUUAAGUGCUACAUAAUAAAGUGAAGUUUCUUUUUUGAAUC